Messenger RNA from Balaenoptera musculus (blue whale), 2819 nucleotides. RefSeq names its product dermokine (gene DMKN). NCBI's taxonomy places the organism in Eukaryota, Metazoa, Chordata, Mammalia, Artiodactyla, Balaenopteridae. The record is from RefSeq and is a predicted model, not a curated record. The transcript is spliced from 16 exons. The coding region runs from base 1229 to 2518 and encodes 429 amino acids. Gene Ontology annotation, biological process: cornified envelope assembly.
UUCCUGGGAGUGGAGAAGCAGCCUCGCUCGCUGAGCAGCGAUGAGACCUCGGGAGGCUGCCCGAGUUCUGCAUCCUGAGCUGGGCCCAGGGGAGAGGGCCACUGGCUGACCCGGGGCUCCUGCCCCUGUGCUGACCCCUCCUCCCUUGCCAGUGCCACUCUGGCCCCUCUGGGAGGGGCUGGGAGCAGCAGUGGGGUGCGCUGGUGUAGUCCCAGCGCUCACGGCAGGCCGUGAGCUCACACACAUGCCCCCACCAGGCCUGGUAAACAGGCUGGGUGCCUGGGUCAGCAGCUCCCUCCCUAGGUCUUCCCUCGCCCCCUCAUUCCCUGGGGGUGGCCCGCCUGCCCAGCUCCCCUGCUCCACACCCAGCGUUCUCAGCCCAGAGCAGCCGGGAUGCUGAGACGCCCCGAUGACCCCUCUCAGGGUCGCGGCCACUUCCUUCCCCGACAGACGCCUGGUGUCCCCACUGAGGGCGGUCUCCCGGGUCCCGGGUUCUCUGUGGCUGGAAGGUGUGGAAGUGUGAGGCAGUCACCUUUAGGUGGCAGUAUGGGAGGGGACAGAGAUGGGAGAGACAAAGGCCGAUGGAAAAGGAGAGGAAGGCUGAGGAAGGGCACCUGCCGCCCAUUCUGGCAUCCCCGACCCAGGCUGGCUUACACCUAGGGUGGGUCCUAUCCCGCUGGGUUCCCUACCCUCGCCUCCCUGAUGAGGUCCAGCCUGAUUCCUCUCUCCGAAGUCUCCCCCCACCCCGCCACCUCUAGGAGACACUACCAGCCUAUCUCCUCAGAUGCCCAACCCCCUACCCUGCGCCCCAAACUCCUGGGGCUGGAAAAUGGGAACACUUUGGCAACGGUCUCAUCCCCUUUCCCCCUCCCUCCCUGAUGCACGGGCUCCCUCUCUGUUUCGACACAGGCUCUCAGACUCACAAUUACAGCUCAUUACCCUAUGGGUGGCUGGGCCUGAGUCACUGGGAGGAGGGACUCUGGGCUGCCCAGCCCUGCCGCUUUCUUCCAAGCUACAGUAUAAGGAGUAGCGGCGGGGAGGAGGGCUCUGGGAAGACAGGGACACCUGGGAAAGGAGAGAGAAGGCUGCAGACCUAGAGGAAGGGAGAACGAGAAGUCAGAAGGAAGGAGAGAAGGGAGGAGGGCACGCAGACGCAGGGAAAGGGAAAGGGCAAGCGAGUAAACUUGGGUGGGAAGAAGACACUCAGGAGAGAAGGAACGAGGCAGAGAUGAAGCUACAGGGGUCUCUGGCCUGCCUCCUGCUGGUCCUGUGCCUGGGCAGUGGGGAGGCUGGCCCACUGCUGAGUGGAGGGGAGAGCGCUGGAGCAGGGGUCAUGGAGGCCACUGGACACGGGGUGGGAGAGGCCGUUGGACAAGAAGUGGGAGAGACCAUCAAGCACGGAGUCGGGGAGGCCACUGGCAGAGGGGAUGGAGAGGCAGCGGGUUCUGGAGUCAAGGAGGCCAUGGGCCCCGGGGUGGGGGACGAUCUCGCCCAUGGGGUUGAAGAUGCGGCCCAUGCUCUUGGAAACACUGGGAGUGAGGCUGACAGACAGGCUGAGAACGUCAUUCAGCAUGGAGUGCAUGCUGCCCACAGCUCCCGGCAGGGGAUGCCUGGCGGCAACGGCGCUUUGGGAACACAUGGCCAGCCUCCAUCUGGAGGCCAUGGCACCUCUGGCUCUCCAGGCAAUCCUGGAGGUCCAGGGAUUCCCUGGGACCAUGUGUAUUCUGGAGGCUCAGGUGGCAGCUUUGGGACUAACCCUCAGGGAGGCUCCCGGGGCCACGGAGACCAUGGAGGGGCAUUCAACGUGGGGACCAACACUCAGGCAGCUGUGGCCCAAACUCCUUAUGGCUCAGGGAGAGGCAGCGACAAGCCAAAUGCAGAGGGAAGCAGCAGCGGUGGCAGCAGCAACAGCAGCAGUGGUGGCAGCAGCGGUGGCAGUUCUGGGCUCCACUGGAAAACUCUAGAAAUUUUGAUCAAGGCGGCUACUCCCAGUGAAGUCCACGUGUCCGGGGAAUCUGGGGGUCAGGGGCAAGGGUCUAGCGGUGGAGGGGAAGCUGUCAAUAGAACCAACACCUUGAACUCUCAGACGUCUCCUGGGCUCUUCAACUUUGACGCUUUCUGGAUGAAUUUAAAAUUCAUGCUGGGUUUCAUUAACUGGGACGCCAUCAACAAGGGCCAAGUCUCAAAGCCCAGCACUCGCAUCCUCCUCUACUUCAGGAGACUCUGGGAGAACUUCAAACGCAACACUCCUUUCUUGAACUGGAAAGCAAUUACUGAGCCUGGCACAGGAUGCCAAGACGUGGAAGCUGUAACUUCUAAGAACGACGAUUAUAACCAGCAGACACACCCUACUGCCACUGGGGGGCAGCACUCAGCCAAGAUCCCCACUAAGGGAAGGCUUGCAACCGCCCUGACUCCCACUGCAUGGGGUCUGCCUGGGGGCGAGUGGGGAGUCACGAUUUCCUCCUCGGCUUCCCGGGCGCGACCUGACCUGCUGCAGUGGGUGAAGUUUUGGUAGAGAAUCACUUCCAACCGCGACCGAAGCCCUGAAAACCAUCAGUCAUCAAGGGACCUGACUGUGCCCCUCCCCCAGCUCUUGGUCUGGGUGCUAACACCUGCUUUUUCUAGGUUGGGGACCUGUCUGUCUGUCCCUUGUUUCCUCCCACCCACGGUGGUGUCUCCUUGACCAUCGGCCUCAGUGGAUACGCCAGCCAUUGCUUCACCUGCUCCAUUUUGUGACCUGAAAUCACCGUGACAGAAAUUCAGGAGGCGCGUCCUACUUUAGAGUUUCUCUGUGGAAAUAAAACAUGAGUCUUGUU